Molecule: messenger RNA, 1902 nt
Organism: Vicia villosa (hairy vetch)
Lineage: Eukaryota; Viridiplantae; Streptophyta; Magnoliopsida; Fabales; Fabaceae
Exons: 5
Source: RefSeq, a predicted model, not a curated record
AUGGCCGAAGACCCACCUCCUGUGGAAAGGCUUUUAGGUGAUUAUGGAAGAGCAAAUGCACCUCUUGGCCGGAUGACAAUUGUUAACCAACCGAAUUUUGUGAAUGGUCUUAAGAUUAAGACUAAACAACUAAUUGACACAGCUGCUAGUGGUUCAACGAAUUUUAAAACAGCCACUAAGAUAAAGAAGAUCAUUGAUGCUAUUGCAGCAAACGAACACUUAGAGCUGUAUGACCGCAGUGUAAAUCAACCAGAAGGUUUAGUUGAUUUGAAGUUGACGAAUCAAGUUGUUAAGAUGGAAGAGCAGAUCGCAGCUGAAGUUGAGCGUAGAAUAAAACAAAUGGCUCUUGAAAAACAAACGGUGGCUCAAGUUCAGCCGGUUCAACCGAUUCAAGCAGUGAAUUGUGAAAUAUGUGGAGGACCUCACUUUGCCGUGCAUUAUCAACAAGGGAACGUUCCAAAACAAGGGGCUGCUCCUUAUCAAAGUCUUCAACAACAACAACAGCAAUAUCGGCCACCACAACAACAACCAUAUCAACAGCCGUAUCAGCAACCUCAACAACAAUUCCAGCAACAAGGGCCAAGAAAAGCAUAUUGGGAGAUCGCCAUUGAAAAAAUGGCUGCUCAAAGCUCCCAAUUUCAAGAAGAAACAAGAAGUAAUUUUCGGAAUACAGGAGCAUCAAUUAAAAAUCUUGAAAUUCAGAUGAGUCAAAUAGCACAACAAUUGGCAAGUCCUCAGCAACCUGGUGCUCUACCUAGUGCCACAGUUACGAAUCCGAAAGACCAUAAUAAUGUGAGCGCUAUAGUAACUAGAAGUGGUAAAGAGAAAGAAGUUGUAGAGGAGAUUGCUGAAGAAGGAGAGCCAUUGCUGGAAGUGGAUGUAGAAAUAAAAGAGAAUGAAGCACAAGUGGAAGACUUAGGUGUGUUGAAACCAACAACUAAAGGGAAGACUAGUGAACAAAAACCGGAAAUUAAAUUACCUUUUCCAACAAGAAAUAAGAAUAAAGGGCAGCACGAGAAAAACUUUCAAAAAUUCUUGGAAAUGUUUAAGAAACUUGAAUUGAACAUACCAUUCCUGGAGGGUAUGAAGAUUCCGGUGAAGAAGAAAGACCGAGGCUCUGUAACUAUUCCUUGUACUAUUGGGGAUAGAUCAUUUAAAAAGGCUCUUAUUGACUUAGGAGCAAGUGUUAGCUUUAUGCCGCUGUCCAUCUACAAGAGAUUGGGAAUUGGUAAAGUUCAAGAUACAAGAAUGACACUCCAAUUUGCAAAUCAUUCCGUAAAAAGACCUUACGGGAUAGUAGAAGAUGUGCUCGUAAAAAUUGACAAGUUUGUGUUUCCAGUGGAUUUUGUAAUUUUAGAGAGGCCAGAAGAUGAAGAAAUUCCGAUCAUUUUGGGGAGACCAUUCUUAGAGACCGGGAGAUGUUUGAUAGACAUAGAAGAAGGCACGAUGACCUUGAAGGAUGAUGUUGCUACUAGUCAACAUAUUGAGGUGAUUGAUCAAAUUGUUAACAACGAGAAUGUUUUGAAGUCACAACAACUACCUUUAGAAAGAGUGUUGAGUUUAUCAAUUUUCAACGAAACUGAAGAGGUUGACGAAAAAGAGAUAGAAGUGUUGAAUAUGAUGGAAGCAAAACCUUUCUUUAAAAGUUCUCGACAAAAUCGGUGGGAGGAUUUAAGGCAACCAUUAGUAGAGGAAAAGAAAGAUGAACCAAAGAAGGGGGCUGAAUUGAAACAACUACCGGAAAACCUCAAAUAUGUCUUCCUAGACACGGAAAGCAAAUGUUCGGCUAUCAUAAGUUCACACCUUGAAGUUAUCCAAGAGAACAAACUUGUUGAAGUUCUGAAAAAGCACAAAGGGGCCAUGGGAUGGUCGAUUGACGAUUUGAAAGGUAUUAGUCCUACG